GCUGACUCCAGUGUUGUGAUCCAGCCCUCGCCAGUGCUGGUGACCCUGCCGGGACCAAUCCUCAGCUCCUUCCCGCAGAGCACAGCCGUGGGCUCCACCGCUUCAGCUGCCGUGGGAAGCUCUCUCAGCGCUGCCAGCGUGCCCAUCGCUUCUGGAGGCGCCCUGG
Molecule: messenger RNA, 166 nt
Organism: Tinamus guttatus (white-throated tinamou)
Lineage: Eukaryota; Metazoa; Chordata; Aves; Tinamiformes; Tinamidae
Source: RefSeq, a predicted model, not a curated record